AUGGGUGAUGGAGGUGGAGAUAGGUUUGAAAUGAAGGCUGAUGGAGGUGGGUUUCAGCUGGUGGUGGAGGGGAUUUCUGAUGGAGGUAGGGAUGAGUUUGAAAUGAAGGCUGGUGGAGGUGGGUUUCAACUGGUGGUGGAGGGGAUUUCUGGUGGAGGUGGGUUGGUUACAAAAUCAAGGUUGGUGGAGAUUUCGCCUAGGGCUGGUAGUAUUGUUGCUGAUUUCGUAGGCGGUGGAGCUGAAACAGGUGCUGUUGAUUUGUCUCACUUGAAAGAGGUUAGGGCUCAGACAUGGGAGGAAGAAGGAAAAUAA
Ilex paraguariensis (yerba mate) is the source of this 312-nucleotide messenger RNA. The record is from the annotation of a GenBank genome assembly. NCBI's taxonomy places the organism in Eukaryota, Viridiplantae, Streptophyta, Magnoliopsida, Aquifoliales, Aquifoliaceae.